Meleagris gallopavo (turkey) is the source of this 1588-nucleotide messenger RNA. Lineage: Eukaryota; Metazoa; Chordata; Aves; Galliformes; Phasianidae. The record is from RefSeq and is a predicted model, not a curated record.
UGCAGUGUGCUCCGUUUCAGGGGAAGCUGACAGCAAGAGAGCGGAUUCUUCUGCUGCUGGACCCCGACAGCUUUGAUGAAUAUGACAUGUUUGUGGAACACAGAUGUUCUGACUUUGGGAUGGACUCCAGUAAGAAUAAGUACCCUGGAGACAGUGUGGUGACUGGCCGUGGACGGAUUAAUGGGAGACUGGCUUAUGUUUUCAGUCAGGAUUUUACUGUAUUUGGAGGCAGUUUGUCUGGAGCUCACGCCCAGAAGAUCUGCAAGGUCAUGGAUCAGGCUGCCAUGGUUGGAGCACCUGUCAUUGGGCUCAAUGACUCGGGAGGAGCCCGCAUUCAGGAAGGGGUGGAGUCGCUGGCUGGCUAUGCAGACAUCUUCUUGAGAAAUGUUCUGUGUUCUGGGCUGGUGCCUCAGAUCUCACUCAUCAUGGGGCCCUGUGCUGGUGGAGCUGUGUAUUCUCCUGCUUUAACUGACUUCACAUUCAUGGUGAAGGAUACGUCCUAUCUGUUCAUCACUGGCCCAGAUGUAGUUAAGUCUGUUACCAAUGAAGAUGUCACACAGGAGCAGCUCGGGGGAGCGAAGACGCACACGGCUGUGUCUGGAGUGGCACACAGGGCCUUUGAGAACGACAUAGAUGCCUUACUUAACCUCCGAGAGUUCUUUAAUUAUUUACCUCUUAGCAACCGUGACCCGGCUCCAGUCUGUGAGUGCCACGAUCCCAGUGACCGUUUGGUUCCUGAGCUGGACACAAUUGUCCCUAUGGAAUCCACCAAAGCCUACGAUAUGCUGGAUAUCAUACGCUCCAUUGUUGACGAAAGGGAAUUCUUUGAGAUCAUGCCAUCCUACGCCAGAAACAUCGUUGUGGGCUUUGCCAGGAUGAACGGGAGGACAGUCGGCAUCGUGGGCAACCAACCCAAAGUAGCAUCAGGGUGCUUAGAUAUAAAUUCUUCUGUCAAGGGAGCCCGCUUUGUUCGCUUCUGUGAUGCAUUCAACAUCCCUCUCAUUACUUUUGUGGACGUUCCUGGGUUUUUGCCAGGUACAGCUCAGGAGUACGGAGGGAUCAUACGUCAUGGUGCAAAACUACUGUUUGCUUUUGCAGAAGCAACUGUGCCUAAAAUUACUGUAAUCACCAGAAAAGCUUAUGGCGGCGCCUAUGAUGUGAUGAGCUCAAAGCACUUAAGAGGAGAUGCAAACUAUGCCUGGCCAACUGCAGAGGUGGCAGUGAUGGGGGCAAAGGGUGCUGUGCAGAUCAUUUUCAGAGGAAAAGAGACAGAUGCAGAGGCAGAAUAUGUGGAUAAAUUUGCAAACCCCUUUCCGGCAGCUAUGAGAGGGUUUGUUGAUGAUAUCAUCCAGCCUUCAACCACCCGCAUGCGCAUCUGCCAUGACCUCGACGUGCUGGCAAGUAAAAGCCAGACCAACCCCUGGAAGAAACAUGCUAACAUCCCACUGUGAGUGUGGGGAGGAACCCAGCCCUGGCAGUGCCUGAAUGCAAGUCCUUUCUGUCACGUGGCAGUCUACUCUGCCAUAGAAGUAUUUCAUUUUGAUUUUGCUAGUGCUUGUCAAUAAAUCAUAGUACAUACCUCAUUCAA